AUGGCUGAUCGUUACUCCUUCUCUCUCACAACCUUCUCCCCCAGCGGAAAGCUGGUACAGAUAGAGUAUGCACUCAAUGCUGUAAACCAGGGUAUCACUGCCCUUGGCAUCAAAGCUACCAACGGUAUUGUCAUUGCCACCGAAAAGAAGUCAUCAUCUCCUCUCGCCGACCAGAGCUCCCUCUCCAAGAUCAGCGACAUCACCCCCAACAUUGGCAUGGUAUACUCCGGCAUGGGCCCCGACUACCGAGUAUUGGUGGACCGAGCACGCAAGGUUUCGCAUACCGAGUACAAGCGCAUCUACAACGAGUACCCCCCUACCAGAAUAUUGGUGCAGGACGUCGCCCGAGUUAUGCAGGAGGCCACCCAGUCAGCCGGUGUACGACCUUAUGGAGUCAGUCUCUUGAUUGCUGGUUGGGACGAGGGCAUUGAGCCCGAGGAUGAGGAAAAGACCUCUCUGGAGGAUAGCGAGGACAAGAAGGUCAACAGAAAGACCGGAGGCAUUCACAAGGGAGGCCCUAUGCUGUACCAAGUCGACCCCUCUGGUAGUUACUACCCAUGGAAGGCCACAGCCAUUGGCAAGAGUGCAACCAAGGCCAAGACCUUUUUGGAGAAGCGAUACUCGGAAGAACUUGAGCUUGAGGAUGCCAUCCACAUUGCUCUGUUGACCUUGAAGGACAACAUUGAGGGCGAGAUGAACGGUGACACCAUCGAGAUUGGUAUUGUUGGUGCCCCCGCAGACCACCUUUUGGGUCUCGAGGGCGUCGAGGGGGCUGUCGGACCCCGUUUCAGAAAGCUGACCCCUCAAGAGAUUGAGGAUUACCUGACGAGUCUAUGA
This is a messenger RNA of Fusarium poae, 837 nucleotides long. RefSeq names its product putative proteasome subunit alpha type-2 (gene PCA2). Gene Ontology annotation, biological process: ubiquitin-dependent protein catabolic process. Gene Ontology annotation, cellular component: proteasome core complex, alpha-subunit complex; proteasome core complex. The transcript is spliced from 5 exons. The coding region runs from base 1 to 837 and encodes 278 amino acids. NCBI's taxonomy places the organism in Eukaryota, Fungi, Ascomycota, Sordariomycetes, Hypocreales, Nectriaceae. The record is from RefSeq and is a predicted model, not a curated record.